CGGCCAGGACGGGGGCGGGGCGGUCACGUGUGCCCGAGGGGGCGAGGCCCCAAGCUGGCCCCGAGAGGACUCUGCGGGCGAAGUGGCUGCGCUGGGAGAGAACUUUGCCUGCACAAGGAACGCCUUGUGGGGAGACCCAGGGCAGGAGCGGUCCGGAGCCGGCUGCGGCGUGUGCGGCCGGCCUUGGGACAGCGAUCGCCGCGGGUGGGAACAGAGGUUCCCCAAGGAAAAGUAGGAGCAGGAGCUUGGGGGUGAGCGCAGGGAUCCCCACUCGCAGCUUUUACGCAGCCUCGAGUCUCUCUGUAUCUUCUGGGAUAGGCAAGUGUCCUUUCUACUCUGAGACCAGCGGAGGCCACUGUCCCUUAAGACUGCCGGAGUCCUCACCACUUCUCCAGGAUUCCAGGGGAGACUGUGGCCAUGGUGAAUGAAGGUCCCAACGAGGAAGAGCGCGAUGACACCCCUGCGCCGGAGACCGAACUCCAAGCGGACGCCAGCGUCUCGGUCCAUCCGAGCGUCUCCAUCAACCCCAGCGUCUCUGUCCACCCCAGCAGUUCGGCCCACCCCAGUGCCUUAGCGCAACCCAGUGGCUUGGCUCGCUCCAGUGGCUCGGGCCCCGAGAACCUCAGCGUGAUCAAGGUGAGCAGGCGCCGUUGGGCAGUGGUUCUGGUAUUCAGCUGCUACUCCAUGUGCAACGCCUUCCAGUGGAUCCAGUACAGCUCCAUCAAUAACAUCUUCAUGCACUUCUACGGGGUCAGCGCCUUUGCCAUUGACUGGCUGUCCAUGUGCUACAUGCUGACCUACAUCCCGCUGCUCCUGCUGGUGGCUUGGCUGCUGGAGAAGUUCGGCCUGCGCACCAUUGCUCUCACCGGCUCGGCUCUCAACUGCCUGGGAGCCUGGGUGAAGCUGGGCAGCCUGCGGCCGCACCUCUUUCCCGUCACCGUGGUGGGCCAGCUCAUCUGCUCCGUGGCCCAGGUUUUCAUCCUGGGCAUGCCCUCCCGCAUCGCUUCCGUCUGGUUCGGGGCUAAUGAGGUUUCCACAGCCUGCUCUGUGGCUGUCUUUGGCAAUCAGCUUGGAAUUGCGAUUGGGUUCUUGGUCCCUCCUGUUUUGGUACCCAACAUCGAAGACCGGGACCAGCUUGCCUACCACAUCAGCAUCAUGUUCUAUAUAAUAGGAGGUGUGGCCACUCUCCUCCUCAUCCUUGUCAUCAUUGUGUUCAAGGAGAAGCCUAAAUACCCCCCCAGCAGGGCCCAAUCCCUGAGCUAUGCCUUGGCCUCUCCUGAUGCCUCGUACUUAAGUUCCAUCAGCCGGCUCUUCAAAAACCUCAACUUUGUGCUGCUGGUCAUCACCUAUGGUCUGAAUGCUGGUGCUUUUUAUGCCUUGUCCACUCUGCUGAAUCGCAUGGUCAUCCGGCACUACCCGGGGGAAGAAGUGAAUGCUGGAAGAAUUGGCCUGACCAUCGUCAUUGCAGGAAUGCUUGGGGCUGUGCUCUCAGGAAUCUGGCUGGAUAGGUCCAAAACCUACAAGGAGACAACCCUGGUGGUCUAUAUCAUGACUCUGGUGGGCAUGUUGGUAUACACGUUUACCUUGAGCCUGGGACACCUGUGGAUAGUGUUCAUCACUGCUGGCACAAUGGGCUUCUUUAUGACUGGCUAUCUCCCGCUGGGAUUUGAGUUUGCCGUGGAGCUCACGUACCCAGAAUCAGAAGGCAUCUCCUCCGGUCUCCUCAACAUAUCUGCACAGGUAUUUGGGAUCAUUUUCACCAUCUCCCAGGGCCAGAUUAUUGACAACUAUGGAACCAAGCCUGGGAACAUCUUCCUGUGUCUGUUCCUUGCUCUUGGAACAGCCCUCACUGCAUUCAUUAAGGCAGAUCUCCGGAGACAGAAAGCAAACAAAGAAACUCCUGAGAAUAAACUCCAGGAGGAGGAGGAAGAGAGCAACACCAGCAAAGUGCCCACUGCUGUGUCAGAUGAUCAUCUCUGAGAGGAAGGUGGUGGCAACUCAGGGAACAUGAACACCCCACCUUUUCCUUCAGCACAGCUCUCACCGCCAGCACAAAGGGCUUCGCUAGAGAAGUUUUUGGAGGGAAACAGCAGAACUAUUUGUGGCUUGGAUGGCCUAUUCCGCCUAGAACCCGUGUAAGAGCUUGGAUGAUUUACUUAGAGAAAAUUACAUCUUUCACCAAAUGCAAAUUGGAUUCCCACCUCCACCCCCUUUUAGGUUAUGGGAGUUGGUGUUGGGACAGGCUGGCAGAGAAUAGUGGAGUCAAUCCUAGCUUGGUCUCUUGCCUUCCCUCUUUUCCUCCAUCCUUCAUGGACAAUGCAUGCAAAAUUAUCAUAGGAAGAAAGCUUAUUCAGGAUAUAAACUUGAAAUUUCCAGUGUCCUAGGAGCGCCUCAUGAAGCCCAAUUCUAAGAAGGGGCAAGCUACUCUGCCAGGGGUCAUCUCCUGGGUCACUGGACUGACUGCUGAGUUCUGUAGGAGAGGAAGCACCACUAGAACAACUCCAUUGGAACAGCUCCAUCAGGACUUGUGGGCCUAAAUUCUCCUGGCCUAACAGGGUCUGUCUCCAAACCCUUUUUCCUAAGAGCUGAGCAAACCAAACAUCAAUAAACUUGACAAAGGACUUUGUUGUGGCCAUGAUGGAGACACCUACUCGGGAGGGCUACUACCUAGGUGUGAUCGUGCUGGGGGCUACCUGCUGAGUGUAUUUAUGGAGGCCCACAUUUGGGAACUCUGUUAUCUUGAGUUAGGAAUGGGAAGGUUCUUUUUUAUAGACGUAUUUCCCCAGGGACUUGUGUGUGUCACAUCACCUCUGAUGCCUUUAUCUCAAUGCUGUGUUGGGAACCUCAGCCAUCAGCCCAAGUGCUUGUUUUAUUCCAAGGCAGGGUAAUCCCAGCCAACUUACUCUGACCUUUACUGAAAACUAAUCUUGAUUCAUUCCACUCUGACAAAUCCAAAGCUGCUUCUGAGAGAUAAGAGGGAAGGAGUAGAAGCAGAAAGGUGGUGCCCCCUUGCAAUGGGAAUUGAGUCUGCUAGAAUUAAAAGCUUAUCUCACCUCUGCUGGGGACAGUUUUGUACCACCAACCCCUAUCCCCACCUGCUUUGAGUAAUAAUCCUUAUCAGAUGUUCUAAACUUAAAGGGAUUCUCUUUAAAUCAACUCAAGCUGACCUCCUUUUUUAUCUAGCCUGCUGUCGGGCUGUGCUCAUUGGCUUUGGUAAUACCUCCUAAAAAUGAGAUUUUGGUAACUUCUCCUAUGCAUUGGGCAGCUGCGAUCAUGACCACCAUGCUGUCUUGCUCUGGCCACUGCCCUGGCCUCAGUGUAUCAGGGCAGCCCGACCUGGCUGUAGUACUUCGGUGCCUGGGCCACUGCCUGAGAGGACCCGGGGGUGUGUGUGUGUGUGUGUGUGUGUGUGUGUGUGUGUGUGUGUGUGUGUGUUUGUAGAGAUUUAAGCAAUGGAUGCAAGAAAUGUGCUGUAUGUAACAGAAGAAAGAAGUCCAUGCUUUUGGUAGUAGCGAAUCAGUGCGGAAGAGAGGUGAGGGUGUGCCUUACUUUUUGAUAAGGAGAAAGAUGUUUACUCAUCAACCCUUCAAAAUGUAUUAACAAAAUGUUCACCAAACCUAUUGCUUUAUUUUAAAAACAUAAUUUGUAUUUUCCAUUUUUAAGAUCAGACGUUUCAAGACAAUAAAAAAUUCUCAGAAA
Messenger RNA from Sapajus apella (tufted capuchin), 3699 nucleotides. It is a transcript of the gene FLVCR2, whose product is annotated as FLVCR heme transporter 2. Gene Ontology annotation, cellular component: membrane. The coding region runs from base 418 to 1980 and encodes 520 amino acids. Gene Ontology annotation, molecular function: heme transmembrane transporter activity; heme binding. The transcript has 10 exons. Lineage: Eukaryota; Metazoa; Chordata; Mammalia; Primates; Cebidae. Gene Ontology annotation, biological process: heme export; transmembrane transport. The record is from RefSeq and is a predicted model, not a curated record.